Ostreococcus tauri is the source of this 885-nucleotide messenger RNA. RefSeq names its product unnamed product. Lineage: Eukaryota; Viridiplantae; Chlorophyta; Mamiellophyceae; Mamiellales; Bathycoccaceae. The record is from RefSeq and is a predicted model, not a curated record. The transcript has a single exon. The coding region runs from base 1 to 885 and encodes 294 amino acids.
AUGGGUGUGGAGAUGGUUUUCGACACAUCCACAUCAACGCCGCCCCACGCCGCGACGCGCGUCUUCAUGUCGCGCGCGUCCUCGGAUGUAGACGCGAACAUCGCGCGCGUCUUCGGCGCUCGCGCGCGGGCGCUCAUCGACGCCGUGCGCGCGCACGGAGGGGGAUUCGAUGGACGAAUUGCGCGCGAUGAUGAUGACGACGACGAUGAUGAUGAUUCCGCGCUCUGGACGCUCGAUACGCGGUAUUACCGCGCGCGCGUGCACGCGAUCGAUGCUUCGAGUGGUGACGACGACGCGCGCGCGCUCGGAUGCGCGCGCGCGGUCGUCCUCGCGUGUGGGAACGAGGAAGAGUUUGACGACGCGCGACGCGCGGCGGCGCGAACGGGAGACGACGACGCGGACGCGCGCGUCGUGGCGUGGGAUCUCGCGCGCGAUGGCGCGGGACGCCGCGCGCGCGUGCCCGCGUCCGUCGCGGCGUGGGCGCUCGAUCGGGGGUACGAGGUGGUGGAGACGCGGUUGGACGACGCGGAGGCGGAUGCGGCGCUCCGGCGCGGCGACGACGGCGACGGACGCGGGGUGCGGCGAGUGAUCGACACGCUCGAGGCCACGGCGUGGGCGUCGAUGGAACUUAAGGAGUUAGGUCGCGAGAGCGAUCUGGGACGGCGAAUGGUGGGGACGCCCGGACGAGACGCGGCGGCGGACGUCGAGGCGCUCGCGGCGGCGCACGGCUUGCUCGGAGACGAAGACGCGCCCUCGCCGCUCGCUUCGGAAGAGUUACACGCGCGAAUCUCGGCGCUUUACGACGAACACCUCGCGCUUAAGAAGGAGGAUCGAUUGGAGCGUCUCGUGGAGAUGCUCGGAGACGCCGUCUUGGACGACGAGUGA